This is a messenger RNA of Geodia barretti, 327 nucleotides long. NCBI's taxonomy places the organism in Eukaryota, Metazoa, Porifera, Demospongiae, Tetractinellida, Geodiidae. The record is from the annotation of a GenBank genome assembly.
AUGAAUGCGCCGGCUGACGUAGACACCAAGAUUGGUCGUCAAGCGCAGCGCGUACUUGCCCGUCUGAAGAAGAAUCGGACGGCGGCGGGCCUUCUCUCCAUUGCCGGCCUCGUGCUCGGCACGCUUCGCGAUCUCGCCCCGAUCGUCGUCGUGGUCGCCGUCUUUCAGGUUGCCAUCCUGCGCCAGCCGUUUCCCGAUCUCGGCGGCAUGAUCGGCGGGCUUGUGCUCGUGAUGCUGGGGCUCGCGCUCUUCAUCAAGGGGCUGGAGAUGGGCCUCUUCCCGCUGGGCGAGGGGCUGGCCCAGGGUUUGCGCACAAGGGCAGCCUGA